Molecule: messenger RNA, 1329 nt
Organism: Pararge aegeria (speckled wood butterfly)
Lineage: Eukaryota; Metazoa; Arthropoda; Insecta; Lepidoptera; Nymphalidae
Exons: 2
Coding region: 1-1329 (442 amino acids)
Molecular function (GO): nucleic acid binding; RNA-DNA hybrid ribonuclease activity
Source: RefSeq, a predicted model, not a curated record
AUGCAAAGAGCUUUACGACUAAUUGAAAGGUGGUGUAAGGAAAACGAUCUUUCAGUAAACCCUAAGAAAACACAGCUGGUUCUCUUCACUAACAAAAGGAAACCGGAUAUACCAAAAUUACCCACCCUGUUCAAUACGAGCCUCACCCUGUCUAAUGAAGUAAAAUACCUAGGAGUCACCUUGGACAGCAAGCUCAGUUGGAAAAGGCACAUAGAAGACAAAACAAACAAAGCAACUAUUAUAUUACACCAAUGUAAACGCAUGCUAGGUAAAACCUGGGGACUAAAACCUAAAAUAAUGAAUUGGCUGUACCUAGCAGUAGUAAGGAGUACUCUGGCAUAUGCUGCACUCAUAUGGUGGCCAAGAACAGAACUCAUAACUACCCAGCAAGAACUACAAAAAUUUCAACGACAAGCGUGCCUAGCCAUCACUGGCGGCAUGAGCACGACACCAACAACAGCGCUUGAAACCAUACUGGGCAUCCCGCCGCUCCACCUAUAUAUCAAAAAAGAGGCUACACUUGCAGCCCUGAGACUCAGAACCUCAGGACUCUGGAAGAACACCAACACAGCACACACCAAAAUCCUGGAAGAGGCGUACAAAAGGCAACCACAACUAGAGUGGAAAUGCGACAGAACUAGUAAACGCUACAUAUUAGAUAGGCAAUACAAAAUAAACCUAGAAAAAGAACAAAGCAGCAAAACAGAACAAAACACCAUCGAAGUAUACACGGACGGUUCCAAAAGCAAAACAGGCACAGGAUCCGGUAUAGUAUGCCCGGAGCUAAACAUGAGUAUCAGCUACCCACUUGGUAAGAACAAUUCUGUCUUCCAAGCAGAAUGCGUCGGCAUCACUACUGCAGCCAUAGCGAUGACAAACAGGAAGGUAAUGAACAAUAAAAUAAUCAUAAACUCUGACAGCCAAACGGUUCUCCGUUCCCUGGCCAGCAGCAGCACAACCUCUAAUCUCAUAUACGACUGCCACAACGCCCUGGAAACACUCGCUGCCUAUAAUGACAUCACCCUGAGGUGGGUCAAAGGGCAUGACGGGAACCCAGACAACGAAGCGGCAGACUCACUAGCUCGCCAAGCCACAACACUGAAGGUAGUAGGACCAGAACCGAUCGUACCGAUUCCGUUCAGUGAUUACAAAACAUGGCUACAUGAACAAACACAAAGGGAGCAUUCCCAACUUUGGGCCAAUGCAAAAGAUUCCGUCGAAGUGAAAAUAGACGAUACCAGUUGUAAAGACAAUCGGAACUGUCGUAAGAAGACAAGCCAGUAUCCACUGGUAGCUACAAGUGUACAACCACUAAUUAGAAACAAGUGA